Molecule: messenger RNA, 1983 nt
Organism: Mytilinidion resinicola
Lineage: Eukaryota; Fungi; Ascomycota; Dothideomycetes; Mytilinidiales; Mytilinidiaceae
Exons: 2
Coding region: 211-1770 (519 amino acids)
Biological process (GO): protein import into peroxisome matrix
Cellular component (GO): peroxisomal membrane
Molecular function (GO): zinc ion binding
Source: RefSeq, a predicted model, not a curated record
GAAAUACACACCCCCACCAUUGUAGAGGUCAGAAACGUGCGUGCAGUUCUAUACUUUUUCCACCUGGUCUACCCCGUAUUUACGACUCUCCACCACAAGCUCCUUGCUUUACCUCGGCCUGGUUGCAUCGCCAGGAUAUUCAAUUCUCCACGCCCAUACACCUCGCCGCCCCCCCGUUACCUCUCGCACCCCGUCACAAAUGCGCCCCAGAUGCCCUCCGCCGACUUCGCCGCCGCUCAGGAGCGCAUUGCCGCUCGCCGCGCCCAACGCGACUCGGACGCAAGAGCACGCGCCGCUGCUCAGAAUGCUGCCAACGCCUCGACGGUAGCGCGACUGCCAUAUCCCUUCAAUAGACUGGGAAACGCGGGACUGAGUGUGUGGGAUGCCAUUAGUGGACGGGAGGGGACGAGACCGGCAUUUAGGGUUGGCCAGGUGGAUGCCGAACUCCUCGACGACGAGCUGCUAGAACUACUGAAGGGCCAGGUUGGCGAGGGCCUAAAGUAUCUGGGUUCCCAUAUCACAGACACCUACUCCCCCGAAAUCCUCCUCGCCCUCCGCGCCAUCCUCUUCAAACUCUCUAUAUGGGACCACAACGCCUCCUACGGUGCUCUCCUCCAAGGCCUACGCUAUUCUGAUGCCCGGUCGAACUUGCCCUCACGUCCACCCCCAGAACCAUGGCAGAAGGUCGUCUACGGCCUCACCAGCGUCGGUGGCCGGUACGUGUGGACGAAGUGGGAAGAGCACCUUCUCGCCCUUUCUGAGGACUACACCCACGAAUCUACACCGCAGUUCCGGCUCCUCACCCGAAUAACUGAGCUCACAAACUCGGCCCACGACGCCGCAAGCUUGAUAUCUUUCCUUGUGUUCCUCACAAACGGCCGGUACCGCACAAUACUAGACCGUAUUCUACGGCUACGGCUGACGCCGACAUCCCACGCUACAUCCCGCGAAGUCUCAUUCGAGUACCUCAACCGCCAACUCGUGUGGCAUGCCUUCACUGAGUUCUUACUCUUCCUACUCCCCUUGGUGGGGAUAUCCCGCUGGCGUCGUAUCCUCGCCCGCGGAUUCAGGAAAGCAAAACUACUCUUCCUGUCAACUAUUGGCCGGAGUCCUUCGUCCUCCUCUGACCCUGAUGCUGAGAAAGCUGGAGGCGAAUUGGGAUUCCUCCCCCAGCGCACCUGCGCCAUCUGCUAUCGAGACCAGAAUCCGAUCAAUGCGAAUGAGGCGGAUAUCAUGGCGGCGAGUGCCGGCGGCGGCGGUGUGGUGGGCUCUGCAGCGACAGAUAUCACAAACCCGUACGAGGCGGUGCCGUGCGGGUGCGUCUACUGCUUCGCGUGUCUGGCGCAGCGGGUGGCAAAUGAAGAGGGCGAGGGCUGGACGUGUCUGAGGUGCGGAGAAGUGAUUAAAGAGUGCAAGCCCUGGAACGGAGACGUGCUAGAGGAGCGUACGGGCUCCAGGGGCUCAAGUGGCGGGAAUGGCAAGACUGUUGGAUUCGCCGCAGAUGGAGAGGAAGAGGAGGAGCUGAGAGAGGUGGAUCCGGUUCCGGAGGCCGAUGAGCUGGAGAAAGGGGUCGUGGCUUCGACGUCAAUGGUGGAAUCUGAGACCCAACGUGGUCUCGAUGGGAGUCAACGACUGAGUGAGAGCUUUGCCCUGAACGAGAGUGAGGAGUGGGGGCAGAACGGCAUGGGCAAUGAUAGCUCCGAUGAGCAGAGUGAGGAGUAUGAUGAAGAUGAAGAGGAGGAGGGAAACGAUGAAGGAUAUGAGGAUUAGAUGAGACGUCUCGGAAUCUCUCGUCCGUCUACUCGAUCUAGGCGCAGUUGGUUUGAAUACAAGAAGAAUAUCACGCUCGCCAUAUGCGUUCCUUGAAACAAAUCUAUUGAGGUUAACCACCGAUUUCCUUAUUACGUCAUGGCUCUAUCGCAUAUAUCCAACACCAACUCCAAUCACCUUUCCUCCUGCCCAUCCGCCGUCCUCGCCGGUUUC